AUGAAUAAGUACGAAGUUUUGGGUAUAGUUGGCGAAGGUGCCUAUGGGGUUGUGCUGAAGUGCAGACAUAAGGAAUCAAAUGAGAUGGUGGCAAUCAAGAAGUUUAAAGAUAGCGAAGAAAAUGAAGAUGUAAGGCGUACAAUACUAAGAGAACUUAAAGUGCUUCGUCAACUCAAGCAGGAUAAUAUAGUGGAGCUCAGUUACUCAAAAUAUGGCAACAUAUUAGUACUUGAUGUAAUCGGCGAUCCUUAUUUUGAAACUAAUCUUUUGUACUCAAUUGGAAGCCUUCAGAAGAAAGGGCAAGCUUUAUCUAGUCUUCGAGUAUGUGGAAAGGAAUAUGCUAAGAGGUUCUUGAAAGAAAUGCCAAAUGGUGUAUCACCAGAGAAAGUCAGAUCAUACAUCUUUCAACUUGUGAAGGCAAUACACUGGUGCCACUCAAAUGACAUCAUUCAUAGAGAUAUUAAACCUGAAAAUCUUCUAAUUAGCAAUAAUGGAACCCUCAAGCUAUGUGACUUCGGUUUUGCAAGGAAUCUGACUGGUAGUGGCAAUGCAAAUUACACUGACUAUGUUGCAACAAGGUGGUACAGGUCACCAGAGUUAUUACUUGGUUCUGCGUAUGGUAAACCUGUUGACAUCUGGUCAAUAGGAUGCAUUCUUGGUGAACUCAGUGAUGGCCAACCACUGUUUCCUGGUGAGAGUGAAAUUGAUCAGUUAUAUACAAUACAGAAAGUGAUGGGACCACUUCCUCCAGAUCAGAUGGACAUGUUUAGAAAUAAUCCAAGGUUCUCAGGUCUUAAAUUUCCAGAUGUCAGUAAUUUUCAGACUUUAGAAAGAAAAUACUUUGGUGUCUUGAAUGCUGUUGUGUUGGAUUUCAUGAAAAAUACUUUGAGGAUGGAUCCGUCAGAGAGGUUUACAAUACAACAAUGUUUAGAUCAUAAAGCGUUUGAAACUGAGAGGCUUAUAUGUCGUGGAGGAGCUGCAAUGAUGAAAUCUGUAAGGAAACAUGCUGCAUCAGUGGUCGAUUCUAAGAGUGAGAGUAGUACACCAAGAUCUGGAUUUCCGAGACCACCUACUGGACCUCCGAUGCAUGAAAUGAUGAAUGGAGACAAUGGACAGUUAGUGGAUAUGUCUGCCAAUGGCACUAUCCCACAGGAAUAUACGCAGUCAGGAAAACAUACGCCGUUUAUAAAAUAUAGUAAAAGUGAUAAACAUUUAUCGGUGUGUAGCGUUGAUAAUAAACAAUAUGAUGUGAAUUCAAACAGCACAAAGCAUGGGAAUUCUGAUACCAAACAUUAUUGGACUUCAGACGCAAAGCAGUAUGGGAAUAACUUCCCAGAGGUCAAAUACUAUGGAGUAAACUUUUCUGAUGGUGCAGAGAGUGGCAUGGAAAACAGUCAUUAUAGUAAACAUAUAGAUGAUAGGAAACGUGCCCCCUCAAGAACUACAAUUGAAAUAGUGCCUAGACAGCAUUCAGUUGAAACUGAGUUUAUGACUGAUAGAGUUGGGAGGAAAUUUCCACAAGGUGAUAGCACAUCACCUAGAGACAGUGAUAUAAAUUCACAUAUGAAUGAUGAUAUUGAGAAUAUAGAAUGUGCUGAUACCAGGAGUAAACAUGCUGGCAGUCCACCACCAGACAGGAGGAAUGUUAAGUUCAUGGCUGGGGCUCCAAUGGAGACGGAUGUUAGGCGGGUGAAAUCCAGUGUAUUCAAAAAGAAAAGUAAAGACAAUAUUGAAAUUCAGCAAAGAACAAAACUGCCAGUAGCACAGGGUUUAAGAAGUGAAAUUCACGACUCUGAAAUGACUCCAAAAGAAGAUUCAAGUAUGAAAAUGAAAGAUAAGUACUACAAAGACAGGGAACGUGAUAGAGGGCUACAUACAGAUAAACAAACCUAUGCAGAAAAGGUCAUGUAUGGUAUUGGACCUGGACAGAUUGCUACAUUACCAAGAGAGAAACGAGCUAAAAGUCAGUAUAAUGACAUUCAUGGUAGGGCUAUCACCCCAGCGCAAACACCAGGUCCAGAUUUCACAAUACAAAAAGAGUCUUCCAGUAUACUAAUGACGCAAACGCCAGUACACAUGACACAGACUGGCUAUGGAAAAUACAACAGUGGUAGUACAACAUGGGUUAAUGCUCAGGACCAAAAUGCUCCGUGGAGACCAAAUACAGAAUUGAGAGAUAGGGAUAGUAAUAUUCAGGUUGAAUCAAGUCAUUGGAAGCUGAGCCAAGUAGCCAAGAAGAAAAAGAAAAAGAAAGCUCAACAAUUCCUGAUGGGCCCUGAUGUGAGCGAUAGAUUAGCAUUACAGAAGGCAGUCUAUGGUACAAGCCAAGCUAGACCCGCAAGGGAAUGGGACAGAAACAUGGACUAUAGACAACCUAAACCACUACGCAAAUUAUCUCAAACUCCUACCUCAGAAAAGAGUAUGUACAUAGGUACUGGUGGCCGAUUACAACCCUUACAGCCCUCAACUAAGCAACUACCAUACAUACCAAACCAACAUAGUACUUCCCAAUUCCAUACUCAAAUACAGCGUAAAAACUCUUACGAGCAACAACCCCUGCAACAGCAGUAUAGUCAGCAUUCUAAAAUAGACACUGAUCAAAGAACUGAUAUCAGACAACCUAAUUGGCCAUCAAGGCCGUCAACGCCAUCACGCCAACACCUGGAAGAUGCUCUUGCAUCAGAUUUAAAAAUAGGAGAUAAAGAAGAUGGUAGUAGGCCACCACCGAAGAAUCUGCAGCCUAUUAAAAGUGCAAAAGGGAGUCGAGUGCCAAAUAUAAUGAAAGAGACUGCGAUAUAGACAAAAAAUGGCUAUGGCAAAGGAAAUAUAAUGGUGUAAAAGCAAUUCCACUCAAGUAGAUGUACAUUUAAGGAAUACAUCGGAGAACACUGCUGUAUAGAUGAGAGAAGCCUUCUCUAAUCUGGAGUAUCAUAGCUUCAGUGUACACAAUUCAUUGUUAAUAUACUACUGUUAUGGUAUGGAGAAGUUACUGAGAAUGAGAAUUAUUUUCAUGAAAGUUGACUUCUAAUCAACUUUAUACUGCCAUUAAGUAUCUGUUUUUAUGCAUUUUUAUGAGAAGUUUCUGUUUUUGAAAGCUUCCCAGUCGUCACGCAGUAUCAAAGAUCCCAUGCAACAAAUAUAACACAUGUAAAAUACAUUGUUUGAUUACAUGAAAAUUGAAAGCAUUUCGCACAACAAAUGUGGCACCUUAAUCUGUGAGUAUGUAUUGCAUCUAGCAUUAAGCUUUAUCAAGAAACUUUACUCUACUUUUAACCUAAAUGCCAAAAAAUUCUGUUUGCAAAAUAAAAUGCUAGAUUUACCAAUGAAAUAUUCA
Saccoglossus kowalevskii is the source of this 3334-nucleotide messenger RNA. RefSeq lists its product as uncharacterized. Gene Ontology annotation, biological process: positive regulation of axon extension; regulation of dendrite development; protein phosphorylation. The record is from RefSeq and is a predicted model, not a curated record. Gene Ontology annotation, molecular function: protein kinase activity; ATP binding. Gene Ontology annotation, cellular component: dendrite cytoplasm; nucleus. Lineage: Eukaryota; Metazoa; Hemichordata; Enteropneusta; Harrimaniidae.